CAAGAAAUCAUGCCUAUAUAUACAGCUAAGUUUGGGUUCAUUAGUUUUGCAUUGCCAGAUAGCAAAACACGUCUAUACGGAAAUGUUUACUCCUUACCUGAUGACAAAAAAAAAAGGAUUAUCUCCACAACUUGUGGCUUUAAUAACCGCACUAACUGUAGAGCAUUAUAGCUUAUAUAUAUAAGUAGAUAGAAAUAAAGACGUUUUGAGGAACCAAAAACAAACAUAUUUUCCAAAAACCAACAAUGGCGACGGUGAUAAACAAGCAAGUCUUAUUACGUGAUUACGUUACCGGUUUCGCAAACGAAUCCGACCUUGUAAUCACAUCCACCAACGUCGAUCUUAGGGUGCCAAAGGGAUCUAUGACGGUUUUGGUGAAGAAUCUCUUCUUGUCUUGCGAUCCUUACAUGCGAAAUCGUAUGAGAAAGCCUGAUCCUUUGAGCCCUGCUACAGCUCAGUCCUUCACUCCCGGCAUGCCAAUCUCAGGGCUUGGAGUGUCUAAAGUGAUAGAUUCAGGGCACCCUGAUUACAGAGAAGGUGACUUACUCUGGGGAGCAGUUGGAUGGGAAGAGUACAGUGUUAUUACCCCAAUUCCUAAUCUUCACUUCAAGAUCCAUCAUACCAAUUUUCCCUUAUCUUACUACACCGGACUUCUUGGUAUGCCUGGUAUGACCGCAUACGUUGGCUUUUAUGAGAUCUGUUCUCCUAAGAAAGGAGAGACCGUGUUUGUGUCAGCUGCAUCUGGUGCGGUUGGUCAGCUUGUUGGACAAUUUGCUAAGAUGAUGGGUUGUUAUGUUGUUGGAAGUGCCGGUAGCAAAGAAAAGGUUGAUCUCCUCAGGAACAAGUUCGGAUUCGAUGAUGCCUUCAACUACAAGGAAGAGCAUAAUCUAGUUGCUACUUUAAAGAGGCAAGUAAAGAUUUUGUUACAUCCACAAAAUAAGAUCAAAGUAAUAGCAUUUAGUAUGUCAAUUAAACCUAUUAAAAGAUUCUCUCUUUUUUCUAGGUGUUUCCCUCAAGGCAUUGACAUAUACUUUGAGAACGUUGGAGGCAAAAUGCUUGACGCAGUGAUCCUAAACAUGAGACCACACGGACGUAUAGCUGCAUGUGGGAUGAUCUCGCAGUACAAUCUACAGAAUCCGGAAGGCGUAUACGGCCUCUCGCUCAUCACAUACAAACGCAUCCGUAUUGAAGGGUUUAACUGUUUUGAUUACUUCCACAAGUACUCAGAAUUCUUGGAGUUUGUGGUUCCGUAUGUAAGAGAAGGGAAGAUAACGUAUGUGGAAGAUGUUGCUGAAGGGUUAGAGAGUGCUCCUGCUGCUCUCGUUGGACUCUUUCACGGUAAGAACGUUGGGAAACAACUUGUCGUGGUUUCUCGUGAUCUUGAAUGAGAAAAAAAUGAGAGUUUGUUCCGUAAGUUAUGGUGUUAAUUCUUGUCUCCAAAGCCUGGAUUAGUCUUUUGAAGUAUAUGUAUGAGUAAAGUUUACAAAGGACAUAAGUUGUAACUGGUGAGUCCUUCUGGUUCAUCGUGUGAAAUUUCUUCUGCAUCUAGAGAUCAUGGUUCGAAUUGUCAUUAUGUAAUAAUUUGGCCAAAUUAUGAAAUAAAUACACUUGUGUUAUAUGGUUUUUGUUACAGAAUGAACAACUCAUUCAGACGUGAAGUGAUUAACGUGAUGAUGUUAAACCUAAUUUAUCAAAUUAUAACCGAAAGCAUUUCGUCGAACACCUUAAAUGCAUUCUUUUACCGUUGAGUUGUUGUAUGAACAGGCCUGACAGUGACACGCUUGGUUGGCCAAACAAUAAUACAAAA
Camelina sativa (false flax) is the source of this 1807-nucleotide messenger RNA. The record is from RefSeq and is a predicted model, not a curated record. NCBI's taxonomy places the organism in Eukaryota, Viridiplantae, Streptophyta, Magnoliopsida, Brassicales, Brassicaceae.